CAAUGUGUUUCUUGUUUUCUCAUUAGGUGUUUAACCUCAAUGCCCCGGUCCCGCCAGCUAAUGAGACGGAGGCCCUGAACCAGGCCAACCAGUACCAAAACAGCUACAAUCCAGCUUUCAGCGGCCAGUCGCAGCAUUCGAUGGAGCAGACAGAGAUUCAGGCGGAGCAGCUACAGACUGUCGUCGGUGCCUUCCACUCCCAAGACCAGACUGGCGGCCAUCAGCAACCCCCUCAACAGGGCCCAGGCUUUGGCAGACAGUCCUACUACAAUAGCAGAGGCAUGUCUCGUGGUGGACCCAGAAAUGCCAGGGGCUUGAUCAAUGGCUAUAGAGGCUCUUCCAAUGGAUUCAGAGGUGGUUAUGAAAACUAUCGCCCUCCCUUCGCCAACGCUCCGAACGCUGGAUACGGACAGCCCCAGUUCAACACGUCUCGGGACUACUCAAAUGGGAAUUAUCAGAGGGACGGUUACCAACAAAAUUACAAGCGAGGAGCUGGCCAAGGACCCAGAGGAGUCUCAAGGAGCAGCACUCAAGCAAUGCGAACCUGAACUUGCCUUUUAAAAUGACUGUGACUGAAAAAAAAUCUGCACCACACUGAAAAACUUAAGAUUCAUGAAUGCAUUUUCCCCAGCUCACGUUUGCUCUGAUUUCUUUGUUCCUUAUUAGUGGUAUUUUUUGAUUUUCUGUCUCUUCAAUCAAAGUGGUGCGAGCUUUGAUAUCUGGAAAUAAUAAAUCAUUAAAAGCUCAAAACACACAAGGUAAGCUGUGAACCCAAUCGCUGGUUUACACGACCCGUGUGUACCAACAGUCCUGUAAACUUGAAAGAUUCCAUAAGUUAUAUAUAUAUAUUUUUAUUAACAAUUGCACCUGCCAUUGCUGGUCCAAAUUCUGGGAGUUUCCUUCCCUUCUUCGGUUCUUUUCUGUCAUUUUGGUUCAAAGAAAGAAGACAUUUUGUUUAACGAGCUCCCGUUUCCUUGUUUGUAAAUUGAUGUUGCUUCAAGAAUUUCAAUAAAGUUGUGUUGCAUAA
Messenger RNA from Cyprinodon tularosa, 1027 nucleotides. Its product is annotated as caprin-1-like. NCBI's taxonomy places the organism in Eukaryota, Metazoa, Chordata, Actinopteri, Cyprinodontiformes, Cyprinodontidae. Gene Ontology annotation, cellular component: cytoplasm. Gene Ontology annotation, molecular function: RNA binding. The transcript has 4 exons. The coding region runs from base 141 to 548 and encodes 135 amino acids. The record is from RefSeq and is a predicted model, not a curated record.